AUGCAAAGCAGUCUUGCUAAAAAAAACAACAGUGGGGUCAGUGUCCGCGCGCUCCUCGGUUUCGUCCUGUUUCUCCUGAUCAUCUCAACGCUCUUAGGCAACACUCUUGUGUGUGCAGCUGUGGUCAAAUUCAGGCACCUCCGUUCCAAAGUCACCAACUUCUUUGUCAUAUCUCUGGCCGUGUCGGAUCUGUUCGUGGCGGUUUUGGUGAUGCCAUGGGAGGCUAUUUCCGCCGUGGCUGGGACGUGGCUCUUCGGGCGUUUCUGUGGUAUCUGGAUCGCUUUUGACAUCAUGUGCUCCACCGCUUCCAUCCUCAACUUGUGCAUCAUAAGCGUGGAUCGGUACUGGGCUAUUGCGAGCCCAUUCCGUUAUGAACGGAAGAUGACACACCGAGUUGCGUUUAUGAUGAUCGGGGUGGCGUGGACUCUCUCUAUACUGAUCUCCUUCAUCCCCGUACAGUUGAAUUGGCACAAAGCGGAGGAAGAAGAGGCCGCGGCUGGUAAUAGCAGUAACUACACCGAUAACUGUAAAGCUAACUUGAACAGAACUUAUGCCAUCUCCUCUUCGCUGAUAAGUUUCUAUAUCCCAGUUGUUAUUAUGAUUGCCACUUACACAAGAAUUUUCCGUAUUGCGCAAACACAGAUACGCAGGAUAUCCUCCUUGGAGAGAGCAGUAGAGCAAGCGCAAAACAAUCACCACACCAGCGACUGUGCUAACGAGAACUCCCUCAAAACAACUUUUAAGAAAGAGACCAAAGUUUUGAAAACUCUCUCCAUCAUCAUGGGCGUAUUUGUGUUUUGCUGGUUACCCUUUUUCGUUCUAAACUGCAUGGUACCGUUCUGUCAAUGCGUAAGUGACACCACGUUCACCAUCUUCGUGUGGUUCGGAUGGGCUAAUUCUUCCCUGAAUCCCGUGAUUUACGCGUUCAACGCAGACUUUAGAAAGGCGUUUUCUUCAAUUCUGGGAUGCAAUAGAAUUUUCCCCAGCACCACUGUGGAGGCAGUGAACUUCAGCAAUGAACUGGUGUCGUACCACCACGAUACAACUCUCCAAAAGGACGCGCAAGCCCUAAACGUCCAGCCUCCACAUACCGUGUCUAAUCCCCGAGAAGACCCGAGUCUCCCAUUCGAUAAGUCGUCAGUAACAUCCAAUGCGUCACGGAACCACAAACAUCUGCUGUUACCUACCAUCGGGCAGUUCGAGUGUGAUGGAGAAAUCUCCUUGGACACCAUCACCCCCUUCACCUCGACUGGACUCAUGGAGUGCGAGGGUAUUCCAGGGCAAAUGAUCAGUGAAUGA
Molecule: messenger RNA, 1299 nt
Organism: Chanos chanos (milkfish)
Lineage: Eukaryota; Metazoa; Chordata; Actinopteri; Gonorynchiformes; Chanidae
Product: D(1C) dopamine receptor
Exons: 3
Coding region: 1-1299 (432 amino acids)
Biological process (GO): adenylate cyclase-activating adrenergic receptor signaling pathway; positive regulation of MAPK cascade
Cellular component (GO): plasma membrane
Molecular function (GO): G protein-coupled receptor activity
Source: RefSeq, a predicted model, not a curated record